AUGUGGAAUGAUGUGAAACAUCUGCAACAGCAGGAGCAGCAGCAGCAGCAGGCAUUGGACGAGGCCUCGCAGUCUCUGGAAAACAAUGCUGUGAAUGCAACAGAAUCACCGCCGUUGAACGAAUUGGAAAAUGUGAACAUUUUUGAGCAAUUGCCGUCGCAGGCUUUAGCGACAACGCCUACACCACCAUCGACGAGUGCAUCGCUUUUCAUGAAAAUUAGAUUGAGAGAGUCUGAUGACUUACUAUUGUUCGAGAACAAUAGUUAUACGGUGCUUCGCGGCACAGUCGCCACCGAUGCACAAGAGGAUGACAAACGGGACGAUCAACUCAUGAUGAUGGACAAAGAAAAACACCGAAAAACAAACAACGUGGAAACACAAACAGUUGAUGCGCACUAUAAAACACGUGCCAUCAACACAAAUCACAUUGAAAAAUCAACGGUUGGAACAUUUGUAUCGAAUUACACGGUACACGAUACGUAUACGAAUUUGGAGCGAACAACGCAAUGCAUUCAAAUCGACUAUGACGAUCGACACGAGCAAUUAGAUAUAACCACAUACACGAGAGCUGACGGCUGCAACGAUUUAAGUGAAGAGCUUGAAACGAGCAAAUCAUUUCAAUUGUCAUCGAUGAUAUUGCAACGAGUGCUGGCUGGCAAUAUAUUCCAUGUGUAUCAGCGACGCUUUCGCAACAUGCACACAUCAAAAUCUCUGGAGCCAGUUGUGAAUUAUUUGUAUCGCUUGCAGUUCCUCUAUCGAUACAGAUAUCACGAAACAUCUGGCAGUGCCGUUUCAUGCAUGUCAUGGUGCCCCAGUAAUACGGAUAUACUCGCUAUUGGCUACGGCGUAUUCAAAUGUUCAGCAUGCAAGGAACAUGAACGCAGCGCCGUUUGUUUGUGGAAUAUUAAAAAUCCAGUGAAUCCAGAGCGAUGUUUCAAAUAUACCGUGCCCGUUACAGCCGUAUCAUUUUCGCAUGAAAAUUCACAAAUGUUGGCGAUCGGAUUUUAUGACGGCAGCAUUCGUAUCAUUGACAUAACAAUGGGUGAUGCAUCUAAUUUGGUAGCGAUAAGUGAACGGAAAACGUCACCAAGCAUUGAGCCCGUUUGGCAGAUGAAAUGGAUCAAAUCUAGAAACUCCGACGAAGAACUUCUGACCAUUUCACAGGAUGGUUUUGUCAUGUUGUACACAAUAACAAGCAAUACAUUUCUGAUUGGAUCACGUCAAAUACAGAUUUUCUUGGACGAAACCAAAACCAAAACUAUUCAGAUUCCAGCGAAUAGAUUUGCGCCAUUGCUAACGAUUGAAAUGCAUCCAAUCAAGGCGAACGUCUAUUAUGUUGGAACCGACGAAGGUAUCAUUCAUGAAUGCUCCAUAUACGACUCAUUUCAACACAAAAGCUUCAAGCAGGUUCACAAGCAUGGCAUUUAUUCGAUGCAAUUCUCACCGUGGAGUCCAAAAAUCUAUUUAACUUGCGGAUUUGAUUGGUAUAUUCGUAUUUGGAUUGAGGAUAUUGAGGAGCCAAUUAUUGAAUUACGCAGCGGUUUUGAGCCAAUCAAAUGUGCAUCGUGGUGUCCAGCAAACUCAACGAUAAUUGCCUGUACAACCGCAUCUUCGCUGAAUAUUUGGGAUAUAAAAACAAACUGCCUUUUACCGGCGGCUGUACAUCGCUUGAGCGAGUGGUACGGUGAAACAAAUUGCAGCAAUAGCAACAACAUCAGCAACGGCAACAGCACCAAUAUAACAACCGAAUUGACGAUUUGCUAUUUUACGGGCUGUGGCCAAUCCAUUGCGGUUGGGACUGAUGACGGUUCGGCCUUUGUAUUUGCUCUCGAAGACAUGCCAUUUUCACCACAUCUUCAAUAUGAUGCAUUAGAAGAAGCCAUUAUGCGAAGUUUAGUAUCGAAACCGGAACUUAAGCGGAAAAUAAAACAAUUAGGUUUUUUAGGCUAUUAACCAUUUUAGGAUUUUAUGUCAGCUUGGUUUUUGGUCGGUUUUAGACCCUCUCCGGUACUCACUCUUACUGCUAGUUAGUCAAAGCAUUUUAACCAUUUGUGUGUCUGUAUCUGUCUCUCAUCAUUUCCAUUUUGAUGCGCUGUGACACAUUAUCUGUGCAAAAGCGAAGCGUAAAUGUCACACAGCACAUGACUUCGCUCAC
Sitodiplosis mosellana (orange wheat blossom midge) is the source of this 2155-nucleotide messenger RNA. RefSeq names its product dynein axonemal intermediate chain 4-like. Gene Ontology annotation, cellular component: axonemal dynein complex. Gene Ontology annotation, molecular function: dynein heavy chain binding; dynein light chain binding. Gene Ontology annotation, biological process: cilium movement. The transcript has 6 exons. NCBI's taxonomy places the organism in Eukaryota, Metazoa, Arthropoda, Insecta, Diptera, Cecidomyiidae. The record is from RefSeq and is a predicted model, not a curated record. The coding region runs from base 1 to 1953 and encodes 650 amino acids.